This is a messenger RNA of Mesoplodon densirostris (Blainville's beaked whale), 5757 nucleotides long. It is a transcript of the gene LAMB4, whose product is annotated as laminin subunit beta 4. The record is from RefSeq and is a predicted model, not a curated record. Gene Ontology annotation, cellular component: laminin trimer. NCBI's taxonomy places the organism in Eukaryota, Metazoa, Chordata, Mammalia, Artiodactyla, Ziphiidae. Gene Ontology annotation, biological process: cell migration; basement membrane assembly; substrate adhesion-dependent cell spreading.
AUGGUGGGGCUGCCAUCCCUGAAGAACACUGACUCCCCAUCCAUCCCAGAUGGUUGUUCCCAAGGGGCUCCCCAAAUAGCCAGAGCUGGGGAUGUGGGGCACUUACUUCCUCAGCUGGUCUUUGCAAAUUUGCCCACACCGCUUCCUCAGAGGGACCCUCAGCCUAAGGUCAUCAAAAUGAUGCCAAGAACGGCACUUUCCAAUUGGUGUAAGCCUUCAGUGCUCUGUGUAAGUUGGUUCUGGGGACUGUACCGUCCUGACCGGAGGAGGAUGAGUCCCUGGCGCCCGUUUGGCGAGUCCCACGAGGAGGUCAAGAACCUGGGCUUGUUCCAGGUGGCACGGGGUCAUGUCAGGACAUCCAUGCCCACAGGAGGGAAAGAGGAGCAGGCGGGGAGGGGGGAGGGCAGCCCCAGAGGAAGCCUUUUGAGGUGUCGCCCCAAAACUAUUAUGUUAAAGCCCCAAACCCACAUUAGGAUACGGAGAGAACACAGCCACUUAAAAGGCAGGAAGCAGCAUCUCACGAGGAACGGUGUUGGCUGGCACCUUGGUCUGGGAAUUCCAGCCUCCAAAUUCUUGCAAGGAAUACAAUUUCAACUGACCUGUUUUUUGCACCUUGGGUUGCUCAGUUACAUGGACGCUCAAGAUGAAUGCAGCAGAGGUGCUUGUCGCCCCCCCCCCACCAGCAAUCUCCUGGUGGGUUGCAGAGCUCAGCUCUCUGCUUCUCCCUGCGGGCUGGGUGGGGCCCAGAAAUACUGCAUCCUCAGCUACCUUGAGGGGGAGCAAAAAUGCUUCAUCUGUGGCUCCAGAUUUCCAUAUGAUCCGCACGCCCAACCCAACAGCCACACCACUGAGAAUGUAAUCCCAAGUUUUGAAGCAGAUAGAGAAAAGAAAUGGUGGCAAUCAGAAAACGGUCUUGAUCAUGUCAGCAUCAGACUGGAUCUAGAGGCAUUAUUUCAGUUCAGUCAACUUAUUCUGACCUUUUAGACUUUUUGGCCUGCUGCAAUGUGAGUUGAAUGCUCCACAGACUAUGGACACACCUGGAGAGUGUUCAAAUAUUUUGCCAAAGACUGUACUACUUCCUUCCCCAACAUCGCAUCUGGCCAGGCCCACGGAGUGGGAGACCUUGUUUGUGACUCCAAAUAUUCUGAUAUUGAACCCUCCACUGGUGGUGAGGUUGUUUUAAAAGUUUUGGAUCCCAGCUUUGAAAUAGAAAACCCUUACAGCCCCUACGUCCAGGACCUUGUGACAUUAACAAACCUGAGGAUGAACUUUACCAAACUCCAUACCCUCGGGGAUACUUUGCUUGGAAGGAGGCAAAAUGAUUCCCUUGAUAAAUACUACUAUGCUCUAUAUGAGAUGGUGGCUCUGUGAAGCUGUUUUUGCAGUGGCCACACUAGCUAAUGUGGCCCAACACAGAAGGUGCGCGGAGACGUUUUCAGCCCUCCUGGAAUGGUUCAUGGUCGGUGCAUCUGUCAGCACAAUACAGAUGGCCCGAACUGUGAGAGGUGCAAGGACUUCUUCCAGGACGUUCCUUGGAGGCUAGCUGUGGGCCCCCUGGACAGCACUUGCCGAGCUUGUCGCUGUAACGGACAUGACCGCUGUCACUUCGACAAGACCGUGUACCUGGCGAGCGGGAGCCGCCGGGGGUACAUGUGUGACGGCUGCCGGCACAACACCAAGGGCCAGCACUGCGAUCGCUUCAGACCCCUUUUCUACAGGGACCCCCUCAAGGCCAUCUCGGAUCCUUAUGCGUGCAUUCCUUGUGAAUGUGGCACUGAUGGGACCAUUUCGGGUGGCUUUUGUGUGAGCCGCUCUGAUCCUGACUUGGGGUCUUUGGCCGGCCAGUGCCUGUGUAAGGAGAACGUGGAAGGAGCCGAGUGCGACCGAUGCAAGACCAACCACUACGGACUGACCGUCGCCGACCCCCUGGGCUGUCAGCCCUGUGACUGUAACCCCCUAAGGAUUAUGCCCCUCUUGACCUGUGAUGUGGAAACAGGCCAAUGCUUGUGUCAGUCUCUUGCUACUGGACCACACUGUGAAGAAUGCACGGUUGGAUACUGGGGACUGGAAAAUCACCUCCAUGGAUGUUCUCCCUGUGACUGUGAUAUUUGAAGUGCUUAUUCCAACGUGUGCUCACCCGAGGAUGGGCAGUGUGAUUGUCAUCCGCAUGUCACAGGUCGCAGCUGCACGGAGCCAGCGCCCAGCUAUUUCUUUGCUCCUUUGAAUUUCUACGUCUACGAGGCAGAGGAAGCCACGCCACUCCAGGGACUGGCUCCUUUGGCAAAGUUGUGUUUAUUCCUCUCUGGCCAGCUGCCUGCUGUUUCUGUCGUUCUCCGAGGGCCAGUUCCUGGGAUGCCUGUUACGUGGAUGGGACCUGAAUUUUCCAGCAUUCUCCCUGGGGCCGGCUUGAGAUUUGCUGUGGGGAACAUCCCCAUUCCCAUGGAUUUUGCUGUUGCCAUUCGCUAUGAAACUCAGUCUGCAGAUGACUGGACUGUCCAGAUGAUGGUUAACCUGGCUGGAGAGAGCAAGCACUGUGCACGUGAGACCCCACAGCCAAAGCCUCAGCCUUUACCAGCAGCUUCCAGAAUCGUGCUGCUUCCCACACCCAUCUGUUUAGAACCAGAUGUACAAUAUUCCAUAGAUGUCUAUUUUUCCCAGCCUUUGGAAGGAGGAUUCCAGGCUCAUUCACACAUUGAAUUGAUUCUGUAAGUUGGCCUUAUUCCCCAAAUCAACUCAUUGGAGAAUUUCUGCAGCAAGCAGGAUUUAGAUGAAUAUCACCUGCACAACUGUGUUGAAAUUGCCUCUGCAGUGGGACCUCAGGUGCUCCCUGGAGCAUGUGAAAGGCUUAUAGCCAGUUUGUCUGCCUGGCUGCACAACGGGGCCGUGGCCUGCAACUGUCACCCACAGGGCUCAGUGGGACCCAAGUGCAGCUGACUGGAAGGCCAGUGCCAGUGUAAGCCUCGUGUGACCGGCCGCUGCUGUGACACGUGCUCAACAGGAAGCUACAGUUUGGGGCAUCACAGCUGUCACUCAUGUCACGGCCACCCUCAAGGCUCAGAGAACACUGUAUGUGACCAAGUAACAGGACGGUGCCCCUGCCAUGGAGAGGUAGCUGGCUGCUAUUGUGAUCGGUGCCUGGAGGGCUAUUUUGGAUUUCCUAACUGCCGCCCCUGCCUUUGUAAUGGGUUCACGUCAUGCUUCAGUUGUGGAGGUUUUACAACUUGGAGAAACUGUGAAAGAUGCAUCGAUGGUUACUAUGGAAAUCCUUCUUCAGGACAGUCCUGCCUUCCUUGCCCGUGUCCAGAUGUUCCCUCAAGCAAUCAGUAUUUUGCCCAUUCCUGUUAUCAGAAUCCUUGGAGCUCAGAUGUAAUCUGCAAUUGUCUUCAACGUUAUGCAGGUAUGCAGUGUGGAGAAUGCUCUGCUGGUUUCUAUGGAAAUCCAAGAAAUUUGGGAGCAUCCUGCCGACCUUGUGCCUGCAAGCACAUUGAUGUAACUGAUCCAGAGUCCUGCAGCCCAGUCACGGGGGAGGGCCUUAAAUGUCUGCACAACACUCAAGGCCCCAGCUGCCAGCCAGGCCAGGUUACUUUGGCCCUCAGUCAGACCUGUAGGAGGAAGUCCUGUCAUCCUUCUGGCAUGAGUCCAUCUGAGUGUCCCCCUAGUGGAGGAGCUUGCCUCUGUGACCCUGACACUGGCACAUGCCCUUGUAUGCCCAACGUCACGUGUGGCCAUUGUGCUGAUGGAUGCUGGAAUGUCAUCCCCGGCAGAGGAUGUCAACCAUGUGAUUGUGACCCCUGGACCUCACUCAAUAGACACUGUGACCAGCUUACAGGCCAGUGUCCGUGUAGAUUAGGCUAUGAUGGGAAACGCUGCAGUGAGUGUGAGGAAAAUUAUUAUGGGGAUCCCCUGGGGCAAUGCAUUCCAUGUGACUGCAACAGGAAAGAUUCCCAGAAGCACAUCUGUGACCAGGACACAGGCACGUGUCACUGCCGAGAGCAUGUUAGCGGCCCACAAUGCUGCGUCCUGGGUCACGGCCAGGAAUUCCCUGCUUGUCUUCGAUGUCACUUGUGCUUUGAUCAAUGGGACCACACCAUUUCUUACCUCUCCAAAGCGGUGCAAGGGUUAAUUAGGCUGGCUGCUAACAUGGAAGAUAAAAGAGAGACCCUGCUUGUCUGUGAGGCCGACUUCAAAGGCCUCAGAGAGAACAUGUCUGAAAUAGAAAGGAUUUGGAGACAUCCUGUUUUCUCAUCUGGGGAAUUCUUAAAAGUCAAGGAUUAUCAUGACUGUUUGGUAAGGAAAGAAAUCAUGCAACUAAGUGAGCAGAGGAAAACAGUGUAUGAAUUUCAAAAUCUGAAAGAAACAAGAGGAAUAACGAGGAAUAAUGUGAACCUCUUACUUGAAGAUCUUCAAGAAGAAAUUGAUUUGCACUCCCGUGCCCGUAAUGCAAGCAUCAUGGAUUCCUCAAAGAACAUCAAGAAGUAUUAUCAGAGCUCUAUCUGCUGAAAAGAAAACUAAUGGAAGGAUAACUCUGAAAAAAACAGGAAUGUUACCAUCUUAGAUACACUAACCUCAAAAGAAAACUUGUCAUUGGAGAAAUUAAAGCAGAUCAAGAUACCAGAUAUUCAAAUAUUGCAUGAAAAGGUGUGUGGAGGAGGGAACAUGCCCUGUGUGCUCUUGUCCUGUGGUGGCCCGAGCGGUCUCAUCCUGACCCUCUCGAGGAACACCCUCCACAAAGCUCAGGAAGCAGAGCUCGUGAUUCGCAAUUUGAACAACCAAGUUCAAGGGUUGAACAGUCAGAUCAAAAAUAUAAGUAAACUGGCAGAAGUCUCCCCAAACAAUGCCUUACAGCUAAGUGAGAAACUGAGGCAUAUGAAAAACCAAAGUGAAUCUGAAGAAGAAAAAAUGAAUCUUUCAAUCAAGAAACUGAAAAUGUUCUCGUUAGAGGAUAACAUGCCUCCAGAGGACAUAGAGAGGGUUGCAAAUCGUGUACUUGACAUCCACCUACCAGUAACAUCGCAAAAUCUGACCCAUGAAUUUGACAAAAUAUGGAAACCUAUGCAACUCUGUGAGGACUACAGGACAGAGGAGAACAGGCUAAAUAAAGCAGCAGAUGGAGCCCGAAAGGUUUUGGUGAAGGCAAAAGCAGCUGAAAAAGCAGCAAAUGUUCUAUUAAAUCUCGACAAAAUGUUGAAUAAGUUGCAACAAGUUCAAAUCACUCAAGUACGGGCAAAUUCUACCAUCACACAGCUUGGCUAAGUUAUCUGCCCAGAUAACAAAAUAAAAAAGAACGCACUGCAGGCUGAAAAUCAGGCCCGGGAGAAUGAGCUGGACUUAGCAAAGCAACAGUCAGCGCUGGAGGGUGGACUUGCCCGGCUGCAGACCAAGUUGCAAAGGAAUCGAGACGAGGCCGUCCAUGUGGGAGCUCAGGCUGAAUCGGCCCGGCGCCAGGCUGGGGGCCUUGAGGAGGAGCUUGCUGAGCUACAAUGUCAAUAUGCUAUUCUUCAGCCUAAGACAAGCGCGCCAGGACUGACAAAGGAGACCUUAGGGAAAGUGAAACAGCUAAGAGAUGCAACAGUCAAACUGGCCGCAGAUACAGAGGACAAGAUAAGAAGAAUAAACGAUUUAGAAACAAAGAUCCAAGCUUUGAAUCUAAGUAGACAAGAAAAAGCUGAUCAGCUGAAACAGUUGGAAGAUCAAGUCAUUGCCAUUAAAAAUGAAAUUAUCAAGCAAGAAAAUAAAUAUGCUACCUGCUACAGUUAG